AUGGUGCGGCACCUGGGCAAGGCAGUGGCGUCACUACAUCCGUUACCGCGUUUCUCAAUCCAACGGCGGCGAUACGCCAUACAAGCCGGUGGCGCGCCGAUAGUGGAAGUCUUCGAUCCCCGAACGAAGUACAUCCACAAGGAACGUGCUGCUACCCAUGUCGCGCACAGUCGGCAGGUCGACUAUUUGCGAGAUGAGGUAGCAACGCGCUUGUGUGACCGGAUACUGGAUAUCAAGCGGAACUUUCCCAAAGUCCUAGAUUUUGGGGCUAAUGCGUGCAACAUUGCUCGGAUACUCACACGACCCGACCCGGACCUGGAGUCAGACCAGAAGGUGACAGAGCCAAUCGCUGUGAAAGUAGGCGAGAUUACAUGCACGGACUCAAGUCCGAGUAUGCUGUACAGAGACCAGGAUGAACCUUUCAACCAGGAGAUCAACAUCCGCCGUGAGGUGUUGAAAACUCCGGAGUACCUACCGUAUGAACCGGAAACGUUUGACCUGGUCAUCUCCUCACUUUCUUUGCACUGGAUCAAUGAUUUGCCAUCUGUUCUGACACAGAUCAACACGUGUCUCAAACCCGAUGCACCCUUCAUAGCCGCCAUGACCGGCGGCGAAACUCUCUUCGAGCUCCGCGGAUCCCUACAGCUGGCCGAACAGGAACGUCUAGGCGGCAUUGGCACGCACAUUUCGCCCUUGGCUGAUGUCCGCGACGUUGGCAAUCUGCUCACUCGCGCCGGCUUUAAGCUUCUCACCGUCGAUGUAGACGACAUCAUCGUGGACUACCCUAACGUCUUUGCGUUGAUGGCUGAUCUGCAAGCUAUGGGAGAGGCCAAUGCUGCGGUACGGCGGGAGUUGGGUGGUAUCAACCGGGAUGUGUUGCUCGCUACCGAGGCUAUCUACCGAGAACUCUAUGGCGAGCAGCAGGAAGACGGCACGGUAACUGUGCCUGCAACGUUUAGGACGAUAUAUAUGAUUGGGUGGAAGGAAGGACCGGAUCAACCAAAACCGAUGCAGAGAGGAACGGGCGAUGCGAAUCUUACGGAUGUGCUCGGCGGUGGUAAGAUUGGGUGAUUCUUUAAGCGGCGUCUGUGUGCUAUUGAGACAUGCCGAUUCAUGACGGACUCACCAGGAACAGCGACCGUAGGUUGGAGUCUGUCAUGCGUAAAGCUGGCGUAACAGCCAUGCGCGACAGCAAAGGGUAGAUGGCACAGCCCAGUGUACCUUGCAACGGACAUGCAGGAACUUGGGCCUACAGAGCGGGAGGCUGUGCUCGUUACCUCUGAGCAUGAGCGAGAGUAUAUGGUGGCUUCUCAUGUACAAGUAAAUGCGAUAAGUGUAAACAUAGAGAGACCAUGCAAUCCGGGCCGAAGUUGUUCCGGCCCAUUCAACGCG
Messenger RNA from Baudoinia panamericana UAMH 10762, 1392 nucleotides. RefSeq lists its product as uncharacterized. Gene Ontology annotation, biological process: mitochondrial respiratory chain complex I assembly. The coding region runs from base 1 to 1071 and encodes 356 amino acids. Gene Ontology annotation, cellular component: mitochondrion. The record is from RefSeq and is a predicted model, not a curated record. NCBI's taxonomy places the organism in Eukaryota, Fungi, Ascomycota, Dothideomycetes, Mycosphaerellales, Teratosphaeriaceae. The transcript has a single exon.